Molecule: messenger RNA, 1509 nt
Organism: Cuscuta epithymum
Lineage: Eukaryota; Viridiplantae; Streptophyta; Magnoliopsida; Solanales; Convolvulaceae
Source: the annotation of a GenBank genome assembly
UGCUGGUCUAGCUUAUGGAGUCAUGCUAGGAAUGGGAAGUGCAUUGGAGACAUUGUGCGGGCAAGCAUAUGGGGCGGGGCAAAUGAGGAUGUUGGGCGUCUACAUGCAAAGGUCAUGGGUCAUACUAUUGACCACUGCAUGUUUUUUGGUUCCUAUUUAUGUUUUCGCUCCUCCCAUUCUUCACCUCAUUGGGCAGACCCGACGAAUCUCUAAAGCCGCCGGAAAAUUUUCACUAUGGAUGAUUCCACAGUUAUUUGCAUAUGCCAUAAACUUCCCAAUACAGAAAUUCUUGCAAGCACAGAAGAAAGUGCUUGUAAUAGCGUGGAUAUCUGCAGGCGUGCUAUUGACGCAUGCCCUCUUUGCCUGGUUACUUAUGCUAAAACUGAAAUGGGGACUAGUGGGGGCAGCCGUCGCGCUCAACUCUUCAUGGUGGCUCAUAGUUAUCUUUCAGCUGAUUUACAUUUUCGUCUCCAAGUCAGAUGGUGCUUGGGAUGGGUUCUCAUGGCUAGCUUUUCAAGACUUGUUUUACUUUGUCAAGCUUUCUUUGGCGUCUGCCGUCAUGCUAUGUUUGGAGUUUUGGUACUUGAUGGUAAUAAUUGUGAUAGCAGGUCGUUUGGAGAAUCCUUUAGUCCCCGUUGAUGCACUUUCUAUCUGCAUGAACUUACAAGGAUGGGACGCGAUGAUUUCUAUAGGAUUCAAUGCAGCCAUAAGCGUGAGAGUAUCGAACGAACUUGGAGCUGGAAAUUCAAGAAUAGCAAAAUUUUCCGUAUUAGUGGUUUCUAUUACAUCAGUGUGUAUUGGAAUUGUUUGUAUGGGAGUUGUGUUUGGCACAAGAAAUCUCUUCCCACUCAUUUUCACCAAUAGUGAUGCAAUAGCCAAGGAAACCACGAAAUUAGCAAUUUUGUUGGGGUGGACAUGUCUACUUAACAGCCUCCAGCCUGUCUUAUCUGGAGUUGCUGUAGGAGCAGGAUGGCAAUAUAUUGUAGCAUAUGUGAACAUCGCAUGCUAUUACAUUGUAGGGUUGCCUGCGGGAAUACUCUUGGGCUUUACAUUUGAUUUUGGGGUCAUGGGAAUCUGGGGUGGGAUGAUAGGAGGAAUAUGUCUACAGACUCUCAUCCUCAUAGUGAUAGUCUCAAUCACCGAUUGGAAUAAAGAGGCCAAUAUGGCAGAAGCUCGAGUUAAACGUUGGGCAGAGCCAAUUGCAAGUAUUUAAAAGUGCCAUGAAAAUGAUAGACCAUAUUGCAUUAAUGUGACAAUUAAUCUUUGAUUUGUUGCUAUGAUUUUUUUGAAUUGACUUAAAUCCUGGACAUUAACUUCACCAAACCCUAGAUCGAGAUGGGACGGUUGUUCCGGUUUUAUUUAAUUAAAUGUUAAAAAUGUUGAAGUCAAGCAAUAAUGUCGAUUUUACAUCAGAUUAAAACAUAAUGAAGAUAUUAUGGACAAUUUGUGUCACAUAAAUGUGGUCGGAUAUAUGUAUAUAUAUAUACUUCCUCUGUUCUUAAAUAAAUG